Messenger RNA from Hyaloscypha bicolor E, 213 nucleotides. RefSeq lists its product as uncharacterized. The record is from RefSeq and is a predicted model, not a curated record. The annotation marks the transcript as partial. The transcript has a single exon. NCBI's taxonomy places the organism in Eukaryota, Fungi, Ascomycota, Leotiomycetes, Helotiales, Hyaloscyphaceae.
CGGACCAUUGUUUCUCACGCCCCUGCCAGUCUUCGUGCUGCACUCUGUCUGGAGAUCACCCGCUUCUUUACCUGCCGACCUUUAUAUACUGCCCUCUGCGCGCGGACCUGCUACAACUGCGGAAAAUUUGGUGCAUACUUGUAUGUGCCAACCUGCUCGAGGGUUUGCUUCCGAUGUUUCACUGAGGAACAGAAGUUCCUGCCCAUGACCAAA